GAGAGAGCGAGAGCGAGCCGGCAGAGAUAACUGGACUAACUAUCGCGAGAGUUCUCCAAGAGAACAAGAGAUGUGGCGGCAGUAUGCGCGGGAGAAUAAGGGCUUCUGCGAGAUCUCGAUGAGACGGCAACAAGUUGCGGGCACAGGCAGGUAGCCUCGCGACAUCUCAGAGGUAGCAACGCGGUGGGAAUUCGUCAAAUCUCGGAGAAGCAACCGAGUGUGCGCGCGCGGAGGGGUAGUCGUUAUCUCGCGAGAGGACAGUGAAAAGUGUUUGUUUGUGGGGGUAUCGCGAGAGGUGUGAGGCUCGCGCACGGGCUCCAGCCACCUCCCCCCCGCUGGAGCCGUUGGUGGUGGUGCGACAGCGGAUGGAGACGCUAUCGCGGGCCUGAGAAUUGUCUGGUGUUUCUCAGCUUGAAGAAGAUCUACAGUCAUUACUGAUCCUUUUUUCUUGGCGUUACCAUUUUGAAGUGAAGUUUACCUUUCUAGUGUGAGCUUUCUUUUCAGCCAUCUUUAAAAUUUUGAUCCAUAAAGUAGACAAGCUAUAGUUCUACAAUGUCCAAGUCAUUCCAGCAGUCAUCUCUAAGUAGGGAUUCACAAGGUCAUGGGCGUGACCUAUCUGCAGGAAUAGGCCUUCUUACUGCUGCUACCCAGUCUUUAAGUAUGCCAGCAUCUCUUGGAAGGAUGAACCAGGGUACUGCACGGCUUGCUAGCUUAAUGAAUCUUGGAAUGAGUUCUUCAUUGAACCAACAAGGAUCUCAUAGUGCACUGUCUUCUGCUAGUACCUCUUCCCAUAAUUUACAAUCUAUUUUUAACAUUGGAAGUAGAGGUCCACUCCCUUUGUCUUCUCAGCACCGUGGAGAUGCAGACCAGGCCACUAAUAUUUUGGCCAGCUUUGGUCUGUCUGCUAGAGACUUAGAUGAACUGAGUCGCUAUCCCGAGGACAAGAUUACUCCUGAAAACUUGCCUCAAAUCCUUCUACAACUUAAAAGGAGGAGAGCUGAAGAAGGUCCUUCAUUGAGUUAUGGUAGAGAUGGCAGAUCAUCUACACGGGAGCCACCAUACAGAGUACCUAGGGAUGAUUGGGAAGAAAAAAGGCACUUUAGAAGAGAUAGUUUUGAUGAUCGUGGUCCUAGUCUCAACCCAGUGGUUGACUAUGACCAUGGAAGUCGUUCUCAAGAAUCUGGUUAUUAUGACAGAAUGGAUUAUGAAGAUGACAGAUUAAGAGAUGGAGAAAGGUGUAGGGAUGACUCUUUUUAUGGUGAGACUUCGCAUAACUAUCAUAAAUAUGAAAGUGAGUAUGACAGAAUGGGUCGUGGUCCUGGUCCUGAGAGAUCUCUCUUUGAGAAAAAGAGAGGUGCUCCUCCAAAUAGCAAUAUUGAAGACUUCCAUGGAUUCUUACCGAAGGGUUAUCCCCAUCUGUGCUCUAUAUGUGAUAUGCCAGUUCAUUCUAAUAAGGAGUGGAACCACCAUAUCAAUGGAGCAACCCACAGUCGACGUUGUCAGCUUCUUCUUGAAAUAUAUCCAGAGUGGAAUCCUGAUAGUGAUUCUGGACAUGGAAUGGGUGAUCGGUCUAUGUUGCAGCAAUCUACAAAUCCUGCACCAGGAAUUUUGGGGCCUCCACCACCUCCGUUUCAUCUUGGACCGCCAAUUGGGCCAAGAGGGGCUGGAAAUGGAAACAUGCCAGGACCACGACAUAUGCAGAAAGACAGAAUGGAAACAAGCAGAGUUGUUCACAUUAUGGAUUUUCAAAGAGGGAAAAACUUGAGGUACCAAUUGCUGCAGCUUGUUGAGCCAUUUGGAAUAAUUACAAAUCAUUUGAUUCUAAACAAAAUUAAUGAGGCAUUUAUUGAAAUGUCCACUACUGAAGAUGCCCAGGCUGCAGUGGAAUAUUAUAUGACAACACCAGCUCUAGUAUUUGGCAAGCCAGUAAGAGUGCACUUGUCCCAUAAGUAUAAAAGAAUAAAGAAACCAGAAGGGAAGCCUGACCAAAAAACUGAGCCACCAAAGCCGGAACCUGGUCGCGUGAUUCACCUCAGUAAUUUACCUCAUUCAGGAUAUUCUGACAAUGCCGUAAUCAAACUAGCUGAGCCAUAUGGAAAAAUAAAGAAUUACAUACUGAUGAGAAUGAAAAGCCAGGCUUUCAUAGAGAUGGAAACCAGAGAAGAUGCUUUGGCUAUGGUUGAGCAUUGUUCAAACAAAGCACUUUGGUUCCAGGGCAGAUGUGUGAAGGUGGACUUGUCUGAAAAAUACAAGAAGCUGGUAUUAAGGAUUCCCAACAAAGGAGUUGAACUAUUGAAAAAAGAUAAAGCGAGAAAGAGAACGUAUUCUCCAGAUAGUAAAGACUCUCCGAGUGAUAAAAAAUCUAAGACCGAUGGAACUCAGAAAACUGAAAGCGGCAGUGCUGAAGAUAAAGAUAAAGAGGAGAAACAGGAUGAUGAUGAUGCUGAGAAAUCAGCUGCAAAAGGCAGUGAACAGGCAGACCAAGAGGAACCUAGUUUACUUCUUGAAUCUGAAGAUGAGCUGCUAGUAGAUGAGGAAGAAGCAGCAGCAUUGCUAGAAAGUGGCAGCUCAGCAGGAGAUGAUGCUGAUGUUGCUAAUUUAGGUGAUGUGGCUGCUGAAGAAAAAAAGGAUGCAGCAGAUGACACUACCACAAAAACUGAAGGAAAUGUUGGCGCGCCCCCAGCAGCAAAGAAAAAACUUAAAAAGCGAUAUGUGGGUGGCUUCCCCCAGAGCAUGGAAGGUUUUGUCACUCUAGAUGAGGUUGGUGAUGAAGAAGACUCAGAUCAUCAGAAACUGCGUAAAUCAGGGAUGGCAGUUAAAUCUGCUGGGAAAAAUGAUGAUAGUUUGGCUGAAAUUAAGGUAGACAAGAUGGAGGAACCAGAGCAGGAAAAUGAGACCUUGGAAAAUGGAACCAAAACUGAGGAGAAUAUGAAGAUAGAAACUGUUGAAGUUUCUGACAACACAGCAACCCAGGAUACGGAGAAAAAUACAAAUGAAAAUACAGAUGCACAGGAUGAACAGGAAACAAAAAGCAUCCAGGAGAAAUCUGUUGUUCCAGACGAAUAUAGAAUUGGACCGUAUCAGCCAAAUGUUCCUGUUGGUGUGAAUUAUGUGGUACCCAAAACAGGGUUUUAUUGCAAACUGUGUUCCUUGUUUUACACAAAUGAAGAUGUUGCAAAAAAGACCCAUUGCAGCAGCCUUCCACAUUAUCAAAAGUUGAAGAAAAUUCUGGAUAAAAUGGCAGAAGAUCAUAGGCAAAAGAAAGAGGCUUAAGUGCAAAAAAACUUGAUUCAAGGAAAGUGGUUUUGUUUUUAAUGUUAACCUUUUUUAAAUGCAGUACAAAUAGUAGAUGGAAAAUACUAUACUCUUUUGUUUUAGUGAAAUACAGUAGGCGUAUAGCUCUGUUCAUGUGUUAAAUGUUAUAACAUAAAUGAAGCUAAUAGAAAUUUUUUGUUCAUGGAAAAUAUGGGAAUGGCAACAGAAGAAAGUUUUCUUUCAAUUGAUAUUUCAAGCUACUAUAGAAACUAUUGCACCACUAUGAAAGCUCAUGUACAAAAAGCAAACUUUAUAUAAACCUACUGUUUUCAGGCUUCAAAAAGUUAUCCUUCAAUUUUGAUUCCAUUCUUCAAUAAAAAAUAAAACGUGGUAUUGUAUUUUUAUUGCUUUCAUCUAGAACAUUCCAGAUUUCAGUCUGAGCCUAGCAUAUAUUUAAUUUGGAGUGUGAGAUUGUCGUUGCAUUUCACUGUGGAAAGUCUUUAAAUGUAAAGGUUGCAUUUUUAAAAUGUUGGAUGCAGUUUCUUUUAAUGUCAUUGCUGUUAUCUAGAUAAUAAGAAAAUUAGUAAGUAGUCAGCUUUAAAAUUUUGUGAUUUUUUUCUAAGUUCUUGAUAGGUUUUUUCCCCUGUUCUAUUAUACAGCGUACUUUUUAGUGAAAUGUAAAGUCCUAUUCUUCUCUGACCAGUAUUAUUUUCUUGACCUCUUACUGCUUGCUACUUGAAUCCUGUAGCUGUCAUACAUCUCUGAUAUAAGCAAAAGCAGCAUUUGAGUCCUGAAAUGUAAAAAAAAUAAGUAUCUUUAUAUUCUUCAUAUGUAAUUUUUCAUACCUGCAUUUUAAAACUGGUUUGAUCAAAUUCCUAGAACUGUGCUAUUAAUGUACCUGCACAUGUGACAUGUGAUCAGGAAUUUGCAUGUAUAAUCUGUGUUUAUCUGUAGUCUUUCUGAUUAUAUACUGCUUAUUUGUGGGUUCAGGUUACUAAAGUGAUUUACCAAUAAACAAACCUAGGCAACAGUAA
Molecule: messenger RNA, 4289 nt
Organism: Chelonia mydas (Green sea turtle)
Lineage: Eukaryota; Metazoa; Chordata; Testudines; Cheloniidae
Gene: MATR3
Product: matrin 3
Exons: 15
Coding region: 553-3273 (906 amino acids)
Cellular component (GO): nucleus
Molecular function (GO): zinc ion binding; RNA binding
Source: RefSeq, a predicted model, not a curated record